Molecule: messenger RNA, 534 nt
Organism: Ixodes scapularis (black-legged tick)
Lineage: Eukaryota; Metazoa; Arthropoda; Arachnida; Ixodida; Ixodidae
Exons: 4
Coding region: 1-519 (172 amino acids)
Source: RefSeq, a predicted model, not a curated record
AUGAGCGCAUUUCACUGUAAGCCCGAGCCUGGCCAAGCCAAGCCGGACCGCCGGACUUCCGAUUCCGAAGAGCGUGGUUGGCCGCUGGCGUGGUGCGUGGUCGGCGGACGUCUGCGUGUGGUUCGUGGUUCAGUGGUGUUGUGUAGUCGCCUGAGUAUAAACGCUUACGGCAAUGUUGAAGCUCACUCAGCCCAAAACGGAGCGUGUCGACCCCAUCGAAGAAAAGCAGCGGGCACGAUCGGAGACCCUGAACACAAUCUUCAAGUUCGCCCUGCUCGUGGCUUUAAUACGAGCGACCCCGUACGUGAUCGAGCAGUUCCGAGAUUGAAGAAACAUCAGACCCAUUUCCAUGACCUCGUAUACGACCUCAAUGAAGCUCUGCUCCAUCACAUAAAUACUGGAAAGCAUGAAAUAAAUGCGACGACGCCAGUUUCUGUUGUUAUCGUAGUUCUGAGAUUGCCGCGGAGGUUUCGCGAAGGUAGUGAAGUCGAGGUCGUUAGGCAAAUAUAUAACAAAUAGUGUGAAAUUGAUCUA